AUCUCCGCCAGCUGCGCAGGCUCAGUACGCCGCACUGUCAAAUCAGGGCUUUCCGUCGCUCUUCGCGGAUUUACUUGAUUUAUAUAUUUAAUACUUCCUUAAUAUAAUCCACGCCGACUUCAAAGACGCACAGACUCACAGUCAGACCACCUUCAGCCUGCAUUUGUCACUCAUCUUUUUGACGCACUUGAAUCAACCGCUCUGACCCAGAUAACAGCUGAGUGCCUGCAGUGAGGCCAGCCUCCCUGAGCUCCCUGCGCUCAGAGCUGACUGUCAACGGCAUCCAACCUUCCGUGCCAGUCCUGCUUCCAUCCAAUCACGGAGAAGACAUGGCAGAUCCUGGCCUCACAUCUCCCUCAGGAACCCCCCUGCGCUCACCCAAUGCCCCUCUCACCCUCUCCUUCCCCUUCCUUAGGGAGGGAAGUCGGGUGUGGGAGGAGCGAAGGGAGCAACCGGUGCCGCACGAUCUUCCCAGCCCACUGCCGACCAAACGCAACCGUACCUACUCAGCGACGGUCCGUGCUCACUCAGGUCCCGUUUUUAAGGGCGUCUGUAAAAACUUCUCCAGAUCCCAAGGUCAUGGUUUCAUCCAGCCGUCGCAUGGCGGGGAAGACAUCUUUGUCCACAUCUCAGACAUCGAGGGGGAGUAUGUUCCUGUUGAAGGAGAUGAGGUCACAUACAAAGUGUGCCGAGUCCCACCAAAGAAUGUGAAGGUGCAGGCUGUGGAUGUGAAGAUCACACACCUGAACCCGGGGACCAAACAUGAGACCUGGUCUGGCCAGAUCAUCAGCUCCUAGUGACGGUGCUCAGCGUCUGAUGGGGGGGGAGGAACUUGGCUUUUCUGGGGUCAGACUCUCAUCCUAAAUAUGUUUAAUUCUUCACAGUAAAGUGCUCGGGUCCAUAGUUAGACUGUGAGGCACAGCACUGUUUCAAAACUGCCCCCAUUCAACAAUCAACUCUGCACGAGACACAGAAACUUUUUUAUUUCAGGUUAAAACAUACAUUUUCUUUUUUUAGUUAAGAUAAAGAUGGACCUAUUGAUAAAAAACACCGUAUUCCAGAGUAGCUCUGUUUAUUCAAAAUGAGCCUAAAGCAUUAAAAAGCGUUGAGGAAAAAGGUGGUUCUGAUAUACAGACCACACAAUUCUGACUGUAUAUAAAUGCAGACAAGAUGAAAACACGCAAAAGUGUCAACCUCAGAACCACAAAAAAAACUGAAUUAAAGAAAAACAUAAAACAAAUGGGACAUAAAGAAAUAGCUUGGAUCAAGUUAAUAAUCUGAAUUUGUUUAACAUUUUAAAUUUGUGAUUACUAAAAAAGUGAGGAUUUUUCUGUUCUACUUUUGGCCACUGAUCCUUCAUUUUACAAAAACUACACACAAUAUUUUUGAUGAAACUGAUAGAGAAAUGUGAAGAAUUGUUUACUAAAAGCAGCAAAAAUCUCAAAAGAUGUAGCCUGAUCUCCUAUGAUCCUACGAUGCAAACUCUUGUUAUUUAUUCAUGUAUUGUCUUGUUUUUGGGUGAGUGUCUCCUAAAAAUCUGGACUCAAUUUGACGUCUAAAUUCAGCAUUUGCAAUGCAUAUUUUUGUGUGAGACUUUGUAAAACUUGGCUUCACAUUUUACUAGUUGGUGUCAAUAAAGUUCAUUCCACACCAUGUUGUUUUCAAAGUAAUUGUAUCUUACAUAAUAUGUGUGUUUGUUUACACUUACAAUAUGUCAGCCACAAAUUCUCUGUCUGUCAGUGUCACUGCUCGAAUCUUAAUAUCAAAUUCUGUUGCAUUAAGUGUCAAAAAGCUGUGGAGGAUGUGGUGGUGAUUCUGAGCCUCUUAACUACAAUAAAGUUUAAUUUGGGA
Molecule: messenger RNA, 1851 nt
Organism: Oryzias latipes (Japanese medaka)
Lineage: Eukaryota; Metazoa; Chordata; Actinopteri; Beloniformes; Adrianichthyidae
Gene: csdc2b
Product: cold shock domain containing C2, RNA binding b
Biological process (GO): regulation of mRNA stability
Cellular component (GO): cytoplasm
Molecular function (GO): mRNA 3'-UTR binding
Source: RefSeq, a predicted model, not a curated record